Molecule: messenger RNA, 333 nt
Organism: Clunio marinus
Lineage: Eukaryota; Metazoa; Arthropoda; Insecta; Diptera; Chironomidae
Source: the annotation of a GenBank genome assembly
AUGCGAAGCUCCAUUGUAAUGAAAGCCUUUGUUCCAAAAGCUAAAGGUUUUUGUUGUUAUGCUAAGUGGAACGAAGAAAGUUUUGUCACAGAUGAGGUUUUGUUAUCAAGCAGAGUGCACAUUUUCAAUUCAGUUGCUAUGCUUAUAUUCACGUCAAUAUUCUCCAUCAUUUUACCUAAUUGCAUAGCAGCAAAAGCAACAUCAAGUGGAAGAACAAUGGAGAAUCAAUACUUUAAGAUGAAACCCCGCAAGAUUAUUCUGACAAAGGUAAAUUCGUUGCCUAAAGGUUUCGAAGCUUCAAGUUUACACAUGUCCUGGUUACAAAGACCUUAA